CCGGCUUAAAAACGCGUUGCCAGAUAAACUUUGAUCAUUUCGUCGAAAAAAUGGUGGUCAAGCACUUCUUAUUGUUGGCUUUAACUGUGGCUGCGGUAUUUUCCGAAGAAUUAGCAACAUACCCAGAAAACGUUCGGGAAAACCAAGGAAGAAUUGUCUCAGGAUGGGAGGCAUAUCCGGGCCAGUUUCCUUACCAGCUGUCCCUUCGUAUGGUGAGCCCAGCUGGCGUGGUGUUUGCAUGUGGGGCGACAGUUAUCCACAACGAGUGGGCUCUUACAGCUGCACAUUGUACUGCUGCAAGGGUCACCAUUUUGAUAAGAGCUGGUGCUACAGAUCUUUCGAAUCCUGAGCUCGUGUUGGAGACAACGGAAUACUACAACCAUCCAAACUACAUCGAACAAUUGACAAGCGUCCAGCCAGAUGAUAUAGGACUCAUUAAAUUCCCUAUUGCCAUAGAAUACUCACAGAGAAUCCAACCAAUCAGACUUCAGUCAUCCCAGGAUCGAAACAAGAACUAUGACAGAAUGAGAUUCACAGCCACAGGAUGGGGCAGAACUUGGACAGGAGGCUCAUCGCCUCAAGUAAUGAACUGGGUAUAUUUACUCGGCGUUACCAACUUCAACUGCCUGCUAGCGUUCAACUUCUCUCCCAUCAUUGUAGACUCUACCAUCUGCGCUUCGUUCUUUAACGUUACCUCUCAGUCUACUUGCCAGGGUGACAGCGGCGGUGGUCUUACUGUCGAAGACAUCGAUGGCCAGCCCACUCAAGUUGGUGUUUCAUCCUUUGUGUCCAGCGGUGGAUGCCACACUGAAGUUCCAGCAGGAUUCAUUCGUCCCGGGCAUUACCACGAGUGGUACACUGAAGUAACUGGUAUCAACUUUGAUUGGAUUCCUGGUCAAACUACUGAAGCCCCCGAGACUGAAACAACUACAGUAACCCAAGAAGAUACCACUGUUACUGAAUCAGAAACCACAGUUACUGAAGCUGUAACAACGGUAACUGAAGCUAAAACAACAGUUAAUGAAGCUGCAACAACGGUUACAGACAUCGAAACUACGGUUUCUGAAGCGCAAGAUGCAACUGAAAGCGAUGAAUAAAAAUAUUAUUAUUAAAACACAAAAUAAAUAAUAAUAUUACGGUAUUCAUUUUAACUCAAGAUAAAACCACUGUUAUUGAAGCUCAGAUGACUGUUACUAUACUUGAAAUUAAUUUUAUUGAGUAAGCAACUACUUCAGUAGUUGCAAGAGUAUAAGCCACUGCCUGAUUGUUAACUAAUUUUUAUUUAUUUACUAUUAAAUUUAAACUUUACUUGCUUCAA
Leptidea sinapis is the source of this 1318-nucleotide messenger RNA. RefSeq names its product collagenase-like. Gene Ontology annotation, biological process: proteolysis. NCBI's taxonomy places the organism in Eukaryota, Metazoa, Arthropoda, Insecta, Lepidoptera, Pieridae. The record is from RefSeq and is a predicted model, not a curated record. The coding region runs from base 51 to 1097 and encodes 348 amino acids. Gene Ontology annotation, molecular function: serine-type endopeptidase activity. The transcript has 7 exons.